Messenger RNA from Sceloporus undulatus (fence lizard), 3096 nucleotides. RefSeq names its product CWF19 like cell cycle control factor 2 (gene CWF19L2). The coding region runs from base 58 to 2748 and encodes 896 amino acids. NCBI's taxonomy places the organism in Eukaryota, Metazoa, Chordata, Lepidosauria, Squamata, Phrynosomatidae. The record is from RefSeq and is a predicted model, not a curated record. The transcript is spliced from 18 exons. Gene Ontology annotation, biological process: mRNA splicing, via spliceosome. Gene Ontology annotation, cellular component: post-mRNA release spliceosomal complex.
CCGCCUUCCGCCUCCUUUACGGCCGUAACCCAACUCUUUGUUUUGCCCUUAACAAACAUGGCGUCCGGGUUUGAAAGCGAGCGGAGCUUGGCGGCGCGGAAGGAAGAGCGGCGCCGCCAGCGCGAGGCGCUGCUGGAGCAGGCAAAAGCUGAUUAUGAAAAAAAAGAGAGAACAAAAGAGCUAAAGCGUCUCCGAGGGGAAGAUACGUGGAUGCUUUCUGAUGUGAAUGAUCGUUUAGAAGAAUUGAAAAAGGAACACUCUACUACAAAAAAGAAGAAAAAGGAGAAGCAUUCAAAAAACCAUAAAAAAGAAAAGAGGAAGAAGUAUAAAGUAGAAAAAACCAAUGACUCAUCUGAUAGCUCUUCUGAAUCUUCGGAGGAGUGGGUAGAGGCUACCAGUACAGGGCCUUCCAAUACAGAAAAGGCUUGGAAAGUAAAGAAGGAACAACCAGACACUGCAGAAAGUCCUGUGACAGUUCAGAGAGAUGAGUGGAUGACAUUAGAUUUUAUGUCUGUGAAAACAUUGUCUUCAGCAUCGCUGAAGGCUGAAAAGCAGAUGGAAAAGUUAUUGGAACAGGAGAAAGCUCAAGCACAUGAACAGUCUCUGAUUGCUGAAAGAGAGCUCAACCCAUACUGGAAAGAUGGCGGCACAGGUUUACCACCAGAAGAAGUAACACCAUCAGGAAAAGUGGCAGGAGUAGAAGAUGGUGGGUUAAGUUGGCUGAGAAAAUCUUACCAAAGAAUGAAGGAACAAUCUGAGAGGGAGAAACGGGAUUUGGAUGAAAUAGUAGCUGAAAGAUAUGGGUCAGUAGAGCUGUUUCGUUCAAGGUUAGAAGAAGCAGAGACAUCUGUAAUCCGAAAAGAAAAUGACUGGAAAAGAAGUUGGCAAAAAAGUAAAUAUCCAGGAAAGGAAUGUAGUAUGAGACAAAGGGAGGCAAAAGAGAAGCAAGAAGAAAGCAGUACAGAAAAGCAUUCAUAUAAGGAACAUAUUAAUGAGAGGCAUAAUGAAGACUAUUCUCAAGAAGAGAGACAUUCCAGGAGAGACAGACCAACAGAUGAUAGAGAGCCAAAGCAUAGUACUAAAGAAUCUACAGUGAGAGACUUUUCUUAUAGGACUGCAAGGGAUUUUAAUCCAAUAAAAAAUUAUGAGAAACCCUUUUUGAAACCUUUAAAAGCUAUGUUCUUAAAACCUAAUGAUGAUGGUGACCAAGAAGGCAAGCUGCAGAGUCGUUCAUCUCGAUUAGUUACUCCUAGUUCUAUGGGUUAUGGUUUCAGAAAACCUGGUGAUGAUGAUGAUGAUGCAAUUCCAAGAUGGCGUAAAGCACAACCAAAGGAAGACAUUGGAAAAGAAACUGUAGAUGAAAAAUCAUCUAGAAAUGAGACAUUUGUUAUUGGGGAGAAAGAUACAAGAGAGAAACACAAAGAGAUUCAGAAGGAUGCUUUGAAAAAAAAAGAGAUGUUGGACAGCAAAUUGUCAUAUUUGGGGCCUUUUUCAGAGGAUGAGAAACCCCAUAUUCUUAGUGAUGAAGAUAUGAACAAACUGGGUGCUAAAAUUGUGAAAGCAGAAUUGAUGGGAAACAAGGAUUUAGCUGCAAAACUUCAAGCUCAGCUUGACAAUGCACGCAAGCUGAAAAGCAGUGGAACACAGAUACAAGCUACAGAGUCUGCAAGGGAGACCACAGCCUUUCAAGAAGAUCAUGAAGUUGUCCUGGUUAGAACUGACAAAACUGGGAGAGCUUGGCCUGUUAAUACGUCACGAGACUCAUUCGAUUCUACAGGCAAAAGAAGGAAAAAGCAGAUGAUCAAUACUCAUGUCGACAAGGAAAGGGUUCGCUAUUUUCAAGACGACGAUAAUCUGAGCCUGAAGGAUUUGGUCAGAAAUGAAAAAAUGAGAACAGCAGAGGAUCAAAAUAAGCUUUUCAUGAGAAUGGCAUCAAAGUUUUCAGAUAAAACAGAUAGAGACUACUACACUCUGGAUGACAUGUUUGUUUCCAAAGCGGCAAAGGGUGAACAGAAUGAAGUGGAGGAGAGAAGGCAGAGGAGCCAAGCCAUCCGUGAGCAUCAGCAACUUGCUGCACGUAUGGAAAAGUGCCCUCACUGCUUCGGUAGCCUUGAGCUUCCAAAACAUCUGAUCAUUGCAAUCGGUAACAAGGUAUACUUAUCACUGCCAAACUACCAGUCCCUUACUGAAGGUCACUGCCUUAUAGCUCCUAUGCAGCACUAUACUGCAGCCACUCUUCUAGAUGAAGAUAUCUGGGAGGAAAUUCAGGUAUUCAGAAAAACUUUGGUAAAGAUGUUUGAAGCUGAGGAGCUGGACUGUGUCUUUCUUGAGACAAACUUAAGCAUAAAGAAGCGAUAUCACAUGGUAUAUGAAUGUAUCCCGCUUCCAAAGGAGGUCGGAGACAUGGCCCCCAUCUACUUCAAGAAAGCUAUAAUGGAGUCUGAUGAAGAAUGGUCCAUGAAUAAAAAACUGAUUGAUCUGUCUUCAAAAGAUGUCCGUAAAUCGGUUCCAAAAGGGUUGCCGUACUUCUCUGUGGACUUUGGCCUCCAAGGGGGCUUUGCUCAUGUCAUUGAAGAUCAACAAAAGUUCCCUCAUUAUUUUGGAAAGGAAAUAAUUGGUGGCAUGCUGGAUUUGGAGCCGAGGCUUUGGAGAAAAGGACUGCGAGAGAACUUUGAGGACCAGAGGAAGAAGGUGCUGCAUUUUGCUCAAAGAUGGAAACAGUUUGACUUCACCAAAAACAAAACAUGAAGAUAAAGAAACUACGCGGACAUUUACAGUAUCUGGAUUUCCCAGUAAACCAUCAGAGAAGCUCAUGUUAAAGCUUGUAUUAAAGAUGACGUGGAUGUUUUCUAUUUUUUGUGAACACUUUAAGAGGCACAAAAUAAAUAAAUAGGGGAAUUAGUUCUUUGAAACAACAGUAAGAAACCUAACUAUGAAUUAUGUUAAUUUCAGUAUCACAAUGUUGACAUGAGUGCUUGUUGGAAAAUUAGGACCUUAGUGAGAUUGAUGAGAAGUGUCUUUUGUAAUCUUUUCCUCCUGCCCUCUGUACUUAGUGUUUGCCAGUUACAUUCUAUUAAAUGCUAGUCUGUUUUUAUA